Penicillium nucicola is the source of this 1596-nucleotide messenger RNA. RefSeq lists its product as uncharacterized. Lineage: Eukaryota; Fungi; Ascomycota; Eurotiomycetes; Eurotiales; Aspergillaceae. The coding region runs from base 1 to 1596 and encodes 531 amino acids. Gene Ontology annotation, cellular component: precatalytic spliceosome. Gene Ontology annotation, molecular function: nucleic acid binding. The transcript is spliced from 5 exons. Gene Ontology annotation, biological process: mRNA cis splicing, via spliceosome. The record is from RefSeq and is a predicted model, not a curated record.
AUGGCUUCCGAUUCAAACCCCAAAGGGGGUAUGUCUCUCUAUGGACAUCUUCUUGAUCCAUCAAGCGACAAGCCAGGAACUAUUUCUCGUGCCCCAGUGGUCUUUAACCAGAGCUCGGAGACUGAGGCGCAACCCGACGACCCGGCGGGCAAAAAGCAACUGAAUGCUGCUUCUCUCCGGUUCCAGCCUACAAGAAGGCCACAGCUCUCCGCGCAGAAGUCCAAGCCGAAGUCUACGUUACCCAAGGCGACGCCACAUCCCACACCCACUCAAGCCCCAAAUUCUUCGUCAGCACCUACUUCGAAGAGCACUUUAGCCGAAUGGGCAGCUUUAGAAGACGAUGACCACGGAUACCAGGGCGAGAAACGACAGCGCGGCGGCAGGAAGAAGCGCAAGAAGACCCGCGAAGAGCAUAUUAUUCAGAACUGGGACGAUAUUUAUGAUCCAUCGCGACCAAACAACUAUGAAGAAUAUCGACACAGCGAUGAAAAGAUCAUGGAAGUCCGCGACUGGAAGAAUCGCCUAUACGCGCAUCGGAUGAGACGCUCGCUGAGCCGAGACUCAGACAGCGAUGAGGACAAUAGGCCAAUGAACCGACAAUUUGCACCCCCAAGCAGUUUUGCCCCGCCACCAAAUCUCAACAAUGCGCUACUCUCACCCUCAUCAACGUCUGUUCCUGAUGAUGCCUCUGGCGAAGAUGCCUUUGCACGACGUGCACGCCUCGGCCAGUCUUCCGGCCUUGGACAGCAAGUUCCACCGCCUCCGCCUGAAGAUUCUAACCCUCCUCCCCACGACCCCACCGUUCAAGACGCAUAUAUGCGGCCAUUCCAGAAAGCCAACAACCUAUCAUCAGAAAACAACGUACCGCCUCCUCUACUAUCACAACCCCUUGAUAAAUUCCAGCCUAGUGCCGCCACAAUCUCCCGUGCUCCAGUCAGAUACGCUCUACCUGCGCCGCCAGAAGAUAUUCCUGCAUCGGAAGCUGAGCUUGAAGCUGCAUUGGCCGAAGAAGAGCCAGCAGAUGAAGAUGAACAAAGCGAGAAUGCACCACGCUCUAAUCGCCCAGGACAAAAAGGAUUCGCGGAGCGAUUGCUUUCUAAGUAUGGCUGGACUAAGGGAUCUGGACUUGGUGCUACGGGUUCUGGCAUCAAGAACCCGCUCCAGGUGAAGGUUGAAAAGCGCAAGAAACGACCUGACUCAGAGGGUGGGGGCUUUGUUACCCCCGCUGGACGAGGCAAGAUUAUUGGAAGCAAGAAACUAGGCGGCUACGAGAGCAAAUUUGGCCCCAUGGGCGAAGUAAUUGUUCUGCGAGGCAUGUUGAAUGGAAUGGAUCUGCAGUCUGAACUGGAGACAAGUGAAGGUGGAGGAUUGAUGCAGGAAAUUGGCGAGGAGUGCAAUGAGAAGUAUGGAACUGUCGAGAGAGUCUACAUUGCUUGUGAUGUCGGAACUCCUGCUCCUGUCUUUAUUAAGUUCACAAGUCCGCUAUCUGCUUUACGGGCUGUCAAUGCUCUAGAGGGUCGAAUCUUCAAUGGAAACACAAUUGAAGCGCGAUUUUUCAACACUGAGAAAUUCGACCAGGGAAUUUACACUGUCUAA